Lotus japonicus is the source of this 1999-nucleotide messenger RNA. Its product is annotated as probable transcription factor PosF21. Gene Ontology annotation, molecular function: DNA-binding transcription factor activity. Bases 375 to 1706 code for a protein of 443 amino acids. Gene Ontology annotation, biological process: regulation of DNA-templated transcription. The transcript has 5 exons. The record is from RefSeq and is a predicted model, not a curated record. Gene Ontology annotation, cellular component: nucleus. Lineage: Eukaryota; Viridiplantae; Streptophyta; Magnoliopsida; Fabales; Fabaceae.
UGCACUUCUUCAUAAAAAUUAUUAAUUAAUCAAAUCUUAUUUUUUCACAGAAAGAGAAAGAAUGAGAGAAAGGUAAAAGAAGAAGAAGAGUACCUAUCAUCUCAAUUUUGAUAUCAUUCAUUCAUUCAUGUCUUGACUUCAAAUCUUCCUUCAUAAUUCUCCAGAUCUCUCUCUUUCUCUUUCUCUCCCAGACAACAAUUUCCAUUUCAACCAAACAUUCAUUCAUUUUCAUUCAAUUUCCCCUUUCAUUGACUUUCUCCAUUGAAUUAGGGUUCCUAUUCCCCUUCUCCGAUCUUCAAUGAUCUACGCGUAAAUCAAGGUUAGCUCUGAAAUUGCGUAAAGAUUGUGUCUUUCUUUGGUGGGGGGAUUAAGGAAUGGAUAAGGACAAAUCUGUGGGUCAUGGCGGUGGUUUGCCACCUCCGCCAGGUCGUUAUUCCGGUUACUCACCCCCCGGAACCGCCUUCAAUGUGAAAUCUGAACCACCGGCGGGAACGUCGUCGUAUCCGCAACUGGUUCCGGGUACCAGCUCAGACGUGAAUACUCAUUUUGGACAUGGAAUGUCCACCGGUGCGGCGGAUUCGAGUGGAUUUAGCCAUGAUAUUAGCAGAAUGCCGGAUAAUCCUCCGAGGAAUCGAGGUCACAGGCGUGCUCAUUCGGAGAUUCUCACUCUGCCUGAUGAUAUUAGCUUUGACAGUGACCUUGGUGUGGUUGGUGGUGCUGAUGGGCCCUCUUUCUCGGAUGACACUGAGGAGGACUUGCUAUCCAUGUACCUUGAUAUGGAUAAAUUCAACUCGUCGUCCGCUACAUCGUCGUUUCAAAUGGGUGAGCCGUCUAAUGCGGGAGGGCCGUCAGGUUCGAUGCCAGGGCAAGGCUUUUCUGCACAGAACAUUGCUGUUGGUGGUAGUGAAAGGAGAGUUAGGCACCAGCAUAGCCAGUCCAUGGAUGGGUCAACUUCCAUUAAACCUGAGAUGCUAGUGUCGGGUUCGGAUGAGAUGUCUGGAGUUGACUCCAAGAAAGCUAUGUCGGCUGCCAAGCUUGCAGAACUUGCCUUGAUUGACCCCAAGCGCGCAAAAAGGAUAUGGGCCAACAGGCAGUCUGCUGCGAGGUCAAAAGAGAGGAAGAUGCGUUACAUAGCUGAACUUGAACGGAAGGUGCAGACAUUGCAGACAGAAGCAACGUCUUUGUCUGCACAAUUAACUCUCUUGCAGCGGGAUACAACCGGACUUAAUUCUGAAAACAGUGAGCUGAAGCUGCGGUUGCAAACCAUGGAGCAACAAGUUCACUUGCAAGAUGCAUUAAACGAUGCGUUAAAAGAGGAAAUUCAGCAUUUGAAAAUACUGACUGGGCAAGCUAUGCCACCUAAUGGAGGAGGACCUAUGAUGAACUAUGCUUCUUUUGGAGGGGGCCAGCAGUUCUAUCCCAAUAAUCACAGCAUGCACACUCUUUUAGCUGCUCAACAGUUUCAACAGCUCCAAAUUCAUCCUCAGAAGCACCAGCAGCACCAGCAUCAAUUUCAGCAACAAAUUCAACAGCAACAGCAACAGCAGCAGCAACAAAUACAACAGCAACAGCAACAGAUGCAGCAGCAGCAGCAGGAACAACAUCAACAAUCAGGGGACUUGAAAAUGAGAUCAGCUACAUCUUCUCCUUCCCCCAAAGAUAACGAUUCACCAGAUCUAAAUCCUUCUACGGCCAAGGAUUGUUGAGUCUGCACAUUAUGAUCUUAUUGCUUUUAAAUCCUUUUGUCUCGCGUCCUAGUGUCUGUAGGUUCCAGCCUUGUUUUAUUUAUUUAUUCUUAAACAAUAGAAAUGGUCCCUAGUUAGAGAUUGGGAAUAAUGCUUUGCAUCUUUGCUAUGUAUAAUUCUAAAAUCAUUUGGCACCUUAGUUAAUUGACUAUGGAUAUAGGGGGGUUAGGUUUAUGUUUGUUAAGUCUGACUUAGUUGCUUUUUACCCUCAACUUUAUGUUCUUGAGAUACUUGGUACUUGACUUCCUUGGCAA